Molecule: messenger RNA, 3612 nt
Organism: Cavia porcellus (domestic guinea pig)
Lineage: Eukaryota; Metazoa; Chordata; Mammalia; Rodentia; Caviidae
Gene: S1pr3
Product: sphingosine-1-phosphate receptor 3
Exons: 2
Coding region: 334-1470 (378 amino acids)
Biological process (GO): adenylate cyclase-activating G protein-coupled receptor signaling pathway; regulation of metabolic process
Cellular component (GO): plasma membrane; cytoplasm
Molecular function (GO): sphingosine-1-phosphate receptor activity
Source: RefSeq, a predicted model, not a curated record
GCUAGAGCAAAAGUUUGCGCUGCGGCUCCUCCGGGACAGAGCUGAGCCAGCCGGUGGGGGACGCGCGAUAAGGACCCGGCGUGCCCCACGGCCCGGCCGAGCCGGACGGAGACCUGCGCCCCAGCGGCACCGCAAGUCCGAGACCUGGUCGGAGCCCCAGGAUGCCGGCGCCCCGGUGCUCUCUGCGGACCGAGGAGCCCGCUCCCAGUCUGGUCCUGGAGUCAGGCCUGUGCCUCCCAGGAGCCACAGCCACAGUGCCGCUCCAGCCUUGACAUGAGCGUUCCCCUGGCGCCCUCUGGUGCCUUGAGGAGCUAACUGUCGGUGUCCGCGUCCAUGGCAGCCAGCAUCCCGCCCUUCGCACUCACCCAGCCGGCCUUGGCCAAUGAGACACUGCAGAAGCAUUACAGCUACGUGGGAAAGCUGGCAGACAGGCUGAGGGACCCCUCGGAGGGCGGCAUGCUCACCACCGCGCUCUUCCUGGUGCUGUGCAGCUGCAUCGUCCUGGAGAACCUGAUGGUUCUGAUUGCCAUUUGGAAGAACAAUAAGUUUCAUAACCGCAUGUACUUCUUCAUUGGCAACCUAGCCCUGUGUGACCUGCUGGCCGGUGUGCUGUACAAGGUCAACAUCCUCAUGUCAGGUCCGAAGACCUUCAGCCUGUCGCUCACCGUCUGGUUCGUCAGGGAGGGCAGCAUGUUCGUGGCCCUGGGGGCAUCCACCUGCAGUCUGCUGGCCAUCGCCAUCGAGCGCCACCUGACCAUGAUCAAGAUGAGGCCCUAUGAUGCCAACAAGAAGCACCGGGUCUUCCUUCUGAUUGGCAUGUGCUGGCUCAUCGCCUUCUCGCUGGGUGCCUUGCCCAUCCUGGGCUGGAACUGCCUGCAGAACCUGCCCGACUGCUCUACCAUCUUGCCCCUGUACUCCAAGAAGUACAUUGCCUUCUGCAUCAGCAUCUUCAUCGCCAUCCUGGUGACCAUUGUGAUCCUGUAUGCGCGCAUCUAUUUCCUGGUCAAGUCCAGCAGCCGCAAGGUGGCCAGCCACAACUCGGAGCGGUCCAUGGCCCUGCUGCGGACGGUGGUGAUCGUGGUAAGCGUGUUCAUCGCCUGCUGGUCCCCUCUUUUCAUCCUCUUCCUCAUUGAUGUGGCUUGCGGGGUCCGGGAGUGCGCUGUCCUCUUCCAGGACCGCUGGUUCAUCAUGCUGGCCGUGCUCAACUCCGCCAUGAACCCUGUCAUCUAUACGCUGGCCAGCAAGGAGAUGCGGCGUGCCUUCUUCCGCCUGGUUUGCAACUGCCUGCUCAGGGGCAAGGGGGCUCACGCUUCACCCAUGCAGCCUGCUCUGGACCAGAGCAGGAGCAAAUCGAGCAGCAGCAACAGCAGCCACUCCCCAAAGAUCAAGGAAGACCUGCCCCCCACGGCCACCUCACCCUGCAUCCCUGACAGGAGCAGAAUUCUUCAGAACGGGGUGCUCUGCAAGUGAACCCCUCCAUGGCGAGCCCUGCGGCCACGCUCUUAUUUAUUGCAUGCCUGUCUAGAUUCCGUGUGGCGCUUCCGGGAGCCAUGACUCGGGACAUCUACUUGCCACUGCCUGACAGCCUGCUUGGUGUGGAUGUCCCCUGAGGAGAGGACCUAAGAAACUGUCAGCCCAUUUCAACGUGGACAGCGUGCCCUGUCCAUUUUCUGAGUCCUCUGAAGGUACUGAGCUGCUCGCCUCACCUGCUGCCUUCCUUUGGGUCUUGGGUAUACUUUCUGUGGUUCACAGAAGGGGAGGUCACAGGCCACACAGUGCUCAGUGUGCCACUGUGGGCCUCUGGGCUUCAUUACGAUGACUUCACACUACACUGACUGUACGCAGGAAUUGUAUAUUCCUGGGCUCCUGUGUCUCAUGGGACUCAUGUUCUACAGAUUUGCCAUUUGGUGCCUACAGUCCCAGCACCCCACAUGGUUACAUACAUGGUCCUGUAAAUGUGUUCAAACUGCGGUACCAGGUCCGAGGACAGGCGCCCUAGCUCCUCGGACCUAUUGGAGGUCUUCUGGAAAGCAUGUUUGUAAAUCCCAGGCGUGUGGUCAGGCCCAGCCAUCCCUAGAGUGUCCCUCCUAUAGUGUGUCUCUCAUCCUUUAAGUGCAUCCGGAAGGCAGAUCACAUGACUGUGCCAGCCACGUCCUCCCGGGGCCUGUGUGUCCUGCCACCAACCACUCAUAGGCACAGAAAGUGCCUAUGAGUAUGAGGCAAGGAUUCCCCUCUCUGAGUUGUUGGGAGCCCGAUCUGCUGAAUGCAGUGGAGUUUCCACUGGGGCAAGAGGUUUACAAGACAGCUCUUUGGUUGUUUGUCUAGUUUGGUUCUUACCAGAAGAGCACAGAGUCAGUGGCCACUCACACUGUCAUCGCUCAGUGCGUGGGGCCAUCAGCAAACUCUCCAGCAUCUGGAGAGAAGGUCUCGAUCCUGAUGGCUGGUAGGAGCAGCCCAACUGUCAGGUCAGCGUGGCCUGGCGGUUGGUGUAUGAGCUCUUCCAAGAGAUGUACUGUGGUGACACCCCUGCGGCAACAUAAGCUGAACCCAUCUCUCACUGUCGCCCCUGUGAAGUUGCUCAGAGGACCUCUCUGUCCCACUCCUUUCAAGCGUUUCAUGUGAAGUACACAGGUGGAGAGCGAACCCAAAUGUGGAGUUAGCAUACAUCUCACACUGGGCUGAGUGCUUUGUAAAAACAACAAAAGCAACCUUCAAAAGGGUGAACCUCACCCCAGAGCACCCCAAAGUGUUUAGGUUGGGUGAGAAUUUUGCCUUAUUAAUACCUAAAAGAACAGUCCUAAACCAGGGGUGACUUUUGCUAGGACAAAGCGGUCCCUUGAUGUAUCCAGUGUAAGCUGCUGGUCCUGAGUCCUGGGUGACCUCCACAUGCUCACCAAAGACUUUCCUCAGUUUCGUUCCUGAUGAGAUAGAACCUACUGGUAGGAGAUGUUCCUCAGGGACGUGUGUGUUUGCAUUCUGCAGGUCACUGAAAAGUUGUGCAAUCUCUCAGCCAAUAGCAUGGGAAGACCCAAGGCAUUUCUAGGAAAAAAAAUCCCCAAGUGUAUGAGGGAGGCCGCAUGCACUGUCACCUAGGAAAUGAGGUGAUUUAAAAGGUUUUGAGUUGCUUUGGGAGCCUCAGCUCUCUGUGUCACUCAUUCUGAUCAUGCCUUGCCCUAUCAUCAGGACUUCUCCAGCGCCUCUAUGUGGGUUUCCACUCACAAACCCUUCUAGGGGCUACUUCCUCUGCUCCUGCCGGGAGGCACCCAUGUGAGCAGCAGGUCACUGAGGCUCCUUGGAGAUAACACAAAGCUUUUAAGCAAUCUGAAUUUAAAAUACACGAAGGAAGCAAUUGUGAUCAUUUCUAUAGGCAAAACCCAGUCACCCCGACACUGUUUGCACCCACGCUCCUCACUAGCCAGCUCGAGGUCAUUUGGAAGUCCCACUGUCUGAGCCCUCACUGGGAAGGUUGGAGUCCAGUGAUCUUAUAUGCCACAGAGAACCUAUGUGUUCAAUCUCACGGUAGUUGGUAGCUUUUACUUUUUUCAAUGUGUUUGUUAAAAUAAUUCCAAUGUAUGUUUGUUUAAGAAAUAAAACCAAAAGCUGUUAUAUAAA